Molecule: messenger RNA, 6747 nt
Organism: Drosophila mojavensis
Lineage: Eukaryota; Metazoa; Arthropoda; Insecta; Diptera; Drosophilidae
Gene: Adcy8
Product: adenylyl cyclase 78C
Exons: 24
Coding region: 921-6110 (1729 amino acids)
Biological process (GO): cAMP biosynthetic process; intracellular signal transduction; adenylate cyclase-activating G protein-coupled receptor signaling pathway
Cellular component (GO): plasma membrane
Molecular function (GO): adenylate cyclase activity
Source: RefSeq, a predicted model, not a curated record
UUAGAACGCGUCGCAGUGCGGCAGGAAGUUGAGUAUACGACGCGUUGCCUCGUAUUCAAAGUUAAACUGAAAUAACUUUGAUGACUGCUUGCCAGGGCGAAGCGCGCCUUUUUGAAGUUUGCCUUUCCUUAGCGUCGCAAGGUGUUAAUUGGUUACGUUUUAAUUUAUUUCAAAGAAUUUAUAAAUAAUGUCCAAAGUGCACGCAGGAAAUAAUGUAUGUGCGUUAUCCGCGAAACCAAGCUUGAAUUCAAAUUCUCUGCAUAAAUCAAGAAAUUAAUUUAAUGAGUGAAGUUUUGACAAAUUGAAUUAAAAACUAAUUAUCUGCCCAGUUAAGCCUGUCGAAAACUCAAUUAGCUCAAAAUGCAAAAUAAAGUAAAUAUAAGAAAUUGAAUAAGUGUAGAGUGUGAAUAAUAAAAAUAUAUUUGAGAUUUAAAAAUACUCGUGAAAAUAUAUAAAUAAUUAUAUGCAAAAUAAAAGUAAUACUAGUGCAAUGUAAGAGUGUUGAUUUAUUACAAAUUUAGUUAGUGUAUAAAUAUAUGUACUUAUUUAAUAUAUACAUAUAUAUAAAAUAUAACUUAAUCAAUUACAACAAAUCAUGUAGGAAACCGCAUAGACUAUGGAUUCAAACUCGGCAAUUCUCUGCAGGCCGCGCCCAAAUCAUGUAAUAGACAACCUCAUCUGCCGCUGCUCGACGUCGCUGUGCGGUAUUAGGCAAAUUGACAACAGCUUAAAACGACUUUCAGCACCUUAAAGCCCGGCAAAUAUUGCCGAACUCGAGGAUUCUCAACUGCUGCCAGCUGUCAGUGACUGGCAUCCGAAAAAAUCCCCCCACCCACGCACUUGACGAGGAGUGGAUAUCCACAAAAAACAGACACCAGGCACAGGCCGGAGGCAGGGCCUCAGCCAAACAGUACAAAACAAUGAACGCCGAGCAGGAGGAGGAACGUGUUUGCCUUAGAACCGCCGAGGAGCAGGAACAGGAACAGGAACGGGAAAGGGAACCGAAGCAGGAGCCGGAACGCAACAUGGACGACGACGACGACAAACUGGUCUCGGACGAAGUGCAUCUACGCCAACUGAGCUCAACGCCGGCCUCGGCGCUGCAGCAGCGCCGCCAGAACAACAGCGUGACUCGCUCCGCGCCACCCGAGCUGACGCAGCGUGGGCCCAGCGUGCAGGAGCCGGAAAGCGAGGCGGAGCAGGGCGUGGUGCUGCGACGGGCCAUGGGCAAGGGGGCCAUUACCUUGGCACAAAUAGACGAUCUAAGACUGGAGAGCGACGACGACGACGACGAAGAGGAUGACGUGAACGACUACGACGAUGUUGACUGUGGCCAGGGCUUGAGCAAUCCCGCAGCGCAGACCACAAAUGAUGAGCAGAUUACAGCCGCAACAAUGGCAGCUACGGCCACAACAAUGUCAGCCACAGCCACAACCACCGCAGCAGCAGCAACAGCAACAACAACAACAACAACAACAACAACAGCAGCAGCAGAGCAGGAAGCGGCCGGCAGCGGAACGUGUACGCCAACCACUCUGGACAUGUCCAAAAUACCACGCCUACCCGGCGACGGGGCACAGAUGGACGACAGCGGCGAUCUGCCCCACUCGCUGCAGGCCUCCGCAGCCUCGAUUUUAUCCAAUUUGCGCAAGAAACAGCAGGCAAUGCUCGCAGUUGGCAGCAACGUCGGCGUCGGCGUCGGCAGCGGCGCCGCCAUAAACGUUGACCGACCUGUGGCCGGGGCCAUGGCCAAGCAAACGCCGCGGCGAGUGCAGUCCGUGCGCAUCGUCGAGGACAAAUCUGGCUAUGGACCCAAGCGACGCACCGAGAGCUGCAGCAUAUUCGGCAACAGCAAUUUCGACUAUGAACUGGAAUCGGGCCAAUCGAUUGCCAGCAUGGCGGGUCCUCAACGCCCGCUGAAUAAUGAAACCUAUUCGGCCUUUAAGAGCGGCAACGUGGUCAAGGGCAUACUCUGUCCCUCGCUGACCAACUCCUUCAAGCAGAGCUCGCUGGAGAGAAGCUACCUGACCUACACACACAGGCAAAGGCAGAAGUCGCUCAUCAUUGUGAACGUGGUGGACUUUGUGCUGAAGAUCGUGAUGGCGCUCAUCUGGAUGCUGCAGCCGAGGGAGGAUCGCUUAGACACGAGCUCGAGCUAUGCGAGCACAGCCACUUCGAUUACUUGGUCAGUUUGCUGUGGCAUCGCCAAUCUGGCCAUUUGCUUCCUCGGGUACUGGCGCUGCUUUGCCAACAAUUAUUUGCACUGGGCGGCGGUCUGCACGUGGGUGCUCUUCAAUAUCCAAGGAUUCAUCAGCGAAGGCGUCGGCUUCGAGAAUCGGGAGUACCUGGUCUGGUACAUUCUGUUCGUCAUCUUUGUGCCCUAUGCCAUGCUGCCGCUGCCGCUCAAAUGGUGCGUCGUGGGCGGCACAAUCACAGCCAGCUGCCACCUGGCCGUAAUUACCAUCAACAAAUUGCAGGACAAGACGACGCCUCUGGACACGAACUGCGUGCUAUUCCAAAUCAUUGCCAAUUUCAUUCUAUACACGGCGAUUAACGUGGCUGGCAUGUAUACCAAAUACCUGACGGAUCGGGGCCAGCGAUUGGCCUUCAUCGAGACCCACAAGGCCAUGGAGCACAAGAAAGAGUCCGAAAAGGAAUUGCAGCGCACUCAAAAACUUCUUGAUUCAAUUUUGCCCAACAUUGUGAAUAAUCAAAUACGCAGCGAGAUGUACAAGGGCACGGACCCCACUGUGGAGACGCAGUUCAACAAGCUGUACGUUUACCCCAUGGACAAUGUGAGCAUACUGUUUGCAGAUAUAAAGGGCUUUACCGAGCUGGCGAGCAAGACGUCGGCCCAACAAUUGGUAAAGAUUCUAAAUGAUCUUUUCGCUCGGUUCGAUCGCAUUGCGGAGGAUAAUCAUUGCCUGCGCGUUAAGCUGCUCGGCGAUUGCUACUACUGUGUUUCGCAAUUCGAAAGCGACAACUGGAAGACGCGGCCGGAUCAUGCGGUGUGCAGCGUCGAAACUGGGCUGCACAUGAUAAAAGCCAUCAAGGAUGUGCGGCUGCAUACGCACGUCGACCUCAACAUGCGCAUCGGCAUCCACAGUGGAUCCGUGAUGUGCGGCGUGCUGGGCAACAAGAAAUGGCAUUUUGAUGUCUGGUCAAAUGACGUUAUCAUUGCAAAUCACAUGGAAUCUGGCGGCAUUCCCGGGCGCGUUCACAUCUCGGAGGCGACUCUCAACUGCCUCAACGACGCCUACGAGGUGGAGCCGGGCAACGGCGGCAGCCGAGAUAAUCAUCUCAAUAAGCUGAACGUGACCACCUAUCUAAUCAAGCGCACGGAGCCGUUGAGACCCAAGCGACGCUUUGGCACCCGCAGCAGCGUGCAUCAGAGCAGCAGCAUUGCCGCUCCCGCUGUUCCCAGUCCGGGAACUGCGCCGCUGCCCAAGUCCAUCUCGGCCAGCGGCAGCGGCAACGACUGCAGCAUCGGUAGCACCACAGCCGGGGCCAUGGGCGACGGCAGCAGCAUCGAUGGACGCAGCUUGGACGUCGCCCUAGCCGUGCAGCCGUCCCAGCUGCUGCAGCAGCAGCAGAAGAAGAACAUCUCGCUCAACUCGCUGCCCAACGUAGUCGAGGGCGUGGCCCUGGACAGCCGCCGUCUGCGCAACGGCAUGGCCACCGGCAACGCCGGCAAUGCGAAUGCCAAUGGCGCCGGAGCUCCUGCUGGCCUGUCCACCGUCUCCUCCCCCACGGCCAUGAUGUCCAACACGCUGGAGCAGCAGCUGAGGCCACGCAACGGCGCCAGCAUACAGAAUCUAGCGGACUCAAUCAGCGCCAAGGGCCUGGUCAUUGAGGACGAGAGCACGACCGAGUGGAUUCCGGAAAUACCAUUUCGAAAUCUGACCAGUCCCGAGGAGACAUUGAAUCGCACAGACUCCAUAUUGGUAGAUCCCAAGCUGGAUCAUCGCGUUUCGGUAACCGCCAUGGAUGAGGAGAUUGACGAGUUCAUCGAGCAGAAUAUUCAAAUCAAUUCGAAUAAGGAAAUACGACGGGAGUAUCUGAAUGCCUGGACCCUGAAGUUCAUCGACAAAAGCCAGGAGCAGAAGUUCUGUCAGCUGCGCGAGGAUAUGUUUCGCUCCAACAUGCUGUGUGUGUUUGUCAUUUGGAUAUUUAUGGUGCUGUGCCAGGUCAUAAUUAUACCGCGCUGCACCACAGUCAUCAUUUGCCUAGCGGCUGGCACUGUGGUGCUCACCUUCUGCUGUGUUUUGGUGAUGGCCGAGGAGUUUCCAGGCCUGCCCAACUGCCUGAAAAUCAACUCGGCCAAAUUGGUUCAUCAGCGUCGACGUCGCACACUCUUCAUCUGCGGCGUCAUCGUGUCCAUGUGCUUGCUGAGCGCCAUCGGCCUGGUGCUCUGCCCAUCCUCCAGCUACAACGGCACGACGACUGACAUGAAGCUCUCUAACGACUCCUGGGACGGGGAGGCGACGCUCUCCAUCACGCAUACGAUUCAGCAGAACAUCACAAUACGCACGCCGGCUAUCGGAGGCGUGUCCAUAGAGUCGAUUGCCAAUCUAAGCUCACCGCUGGAGUCAUUCGAGCUGUCCCAUCGACCGUACACCUUAGCCAGAAACAGUCGCAAUCCGAUUAGCCUUCCACCGGAUGACACCUUUCGCUGUGUGCACCGCGAGUAUAUUGUCUUCACCUGGGUGCUCUGCCUCGUCUCGCUGGCCACCGCCCUCAAGCUCUACUACUUGAUCAAGGCAAUCAUGGCCCUGGGCAUGGUCGCCUUCUACACCACCCUGAUCUUCAUCAGGUUCAGCACCGAGGAGAGCUUCAGCCUGGCCAAAUUGCGGCAGUACGGCAUGCCCCUAGGCGUACAAAUGCUAAUCUUGCUCAUCACCUUUCUCAUCAUGGUCUGCUAUCAUGCCAGACUCGUCGAGGUUACCUCCCGGCUGGACUUUAUUUGGAAGGAGCAAGCGGAACGAGAGCUGAGCAACAUGAAAUCGAAUCGUGCUCUUAAUGACACAUUAAUUAAGAACGUUUUGCCGGACCACGUGGCCGAGUACUACCUGUCCGACGAGCACACGGACGAGCUCUAUUCCAAGAUGCAUAAUCUGUGCGGCGUUAUGUUUGCCUCCAUACCCAACUUCCAGGACUUCUACUCGGAGGACAUCGACAAUGGCAAGGCGUGUAUACGCAUUCUAAAUGAGAUUAUCUGUGACUUUGAUGAAUUGCUGGAGGAGCCACGUUUUGCAUCCAUCGAGAAAAUUAAAACCGUGGGCGCCACCUAUAUGGCUGCAGCUGGACUCAAUCACGAACACCUGCGCCUCCGCGGAGAGACUCCCGAGGACAGCGUCUGUGACCUGGUGGAGUUUGCGUUCGCCAUGAAGAAGAAGCUGGAGGAGAUCAACGGCGACGCGUUCAACAAUUUCCAGCUGCGUGUCGGCAUCUGCAGCGGACCUCUGGUCAGUGGCGUGAUUGGAGCACGCAAGCCCGUCUACGACAUCUGGGGCAACACGGUGAACGUGGCCUCACGCAUGGACUCCACGGGCGAGAACUGGCGAGUCCAGGUGCCAGCCAAUACGGCAGAGUUUCUCUGCUCGCGCGGCUAUACGUGUGUGAAACGCGGUGAGAUUAACGUAAAGGGCAAGGGCAUGAUGACCACCUACUAUGUGCAUCCAAAGGGCAUCUCGGACAGCCAACUGAUCUCCCCUGUGCGUAUGCCGGCGGGCAUCCCUCUCGCCCAGACGCCCAAUCUGCAGCGACAGACCUCGCAUCAUGGCUCCUUCAGUGCGGUUGUCUUUGGCAUGAUGCAGGCCACCAAACGCAGCACCGCUAUACCCGGCACACCUACCGGCACGCCCUCUCCGCAAAUACGUCGGGGUCAUCGAGGCAGCACCUUCAGUUCGGUGCGUCUGUCGCAAAAGUCGACUACUGUUAACCCAGUGCGACGUAAUACAACCCGAGUGCGAGGACGGUCCUAUCGACAGAAAAAGAGCUCUUCGAACAAUUCAAUAGUCACGCAGGCCAGUUCCACGUAUAUGCCCUCAUUCCGGCGGAUCGAUCAGAUCGAAACAACUAUCUCGAAAAGCCACAAUGAUGCUUUAUAGCCUAGCAUGCGCACCAAUUGGGUUUAAAGAUCAUCAAUUGCCAAACACUACUGUAGAUUCAAUUCCAGUCUUCGAGUUCUUAGUCGAGUCUAGCUACUGGAACUGGUGUCCUAAUAGAUAUAACAACUAUUUAAUUCCCAUACAGAGCUAAGUCCGUAGAGAUCAAAGUUGUUAGCCAAUCUAUAUUUGUAAUAUAUGUAUGUAUGUAUUAGCUAAUUGUAUAACAUUAUCUCAGCACAAUCUAGUCGUAUAUAUAAAUACAUAUUAAACUGUAUACACAUAAUGAGAUACCAUUUUUGUUUGUUCUACUAUGUACAUUUUCUCUAUAAAGAAUCAACGAUCUUUUCUUAAACAUCUACCAGAAAAAUUGAUCUAUAAAAAUUAUUAUUAUAAGGUAAACUUUCAUUUAGCAUAAUUUAAUUAGAAUAGUUAAAAGAAAAACACUUUUAACAAUCAUAAGUAAAACAAUGAUCAAAUUUUUCAAUUACUGUACAAAUAAUAUACCCACGAUUUCACUAGGUCAAUCUCUAUUUAUAUAAAGCACUUAAAUAUACAAAACUAAAAUUAAAUGUUAAAAAAAAAAUCCAUAAUUUAGUGAUUUUAUGUGUAAAACGCGAAUAAAUUUGUAGAUAAGCGA